Ixodes scapularis (black-legged tick) is the source of this 339-nucleotide messenger RNA. Its product is annotated as antimicrobial peptide microplusin-like. The record is from RefSeq and is a predicted model, not a curated record. NCBI's taxonomy places the organism in Eukaryota, Metazoa, Arthropoda, Arachnida, Ixodida, Ixodidae. The transcript has 5 exons. Bases 1 to 339 code for a protein of 112 amino acids.
AUGAAGUUCUUACUGGCCUGUGUCCUCCACGCCGUUGUGAUCUUCGUGGCGUUUGGUCUGAAUUGGGAACACUGCGAAAAAAACGAUCUCGAAAUCAGGACGCUGCUUGACUGCGUCGAAUCGAAGGUUCCCUUUUAUCUCAAAGCCAAGCUGAACGAAACGGUAAAGAAACUCGGAUGCACCGAAAAGCUGUGUGCCGUGCGAAAGGUGUGUGGCCAAGCUGACGUGGAAGAAACCCUCCAGCAGCAUUUCCCAGCCGCUGAGGUGGGUAUGCUCAAACGAAUGGCGUCCAGGUGCGAACGCCUUGGCAAUCUUGUCUAUCCUGGUGGUGAUCCUUAA